GGAGUAUUAUUUACAACAUAUUAAGUUAUUAAUUGGUGUUUAAUAAGUUUCGUUUCGAAAACUGUGCUCAUAUGACUUCAUGUAUAAUAUUUUUACUUACAAUUUAUUGAAUUUGGUUCGUUAACACUACGAGUCAAUUAAUAAUUAUCUUUUUGUGCGAUAAAGUUGUGGCUAUCUAUCCAAGGUGCUGCUGAAACACAUUUACGUCUUUAAUUUUCAAAUUAUUUCCGUGCUACCGAACAUUUACCGAACGACUUAUAUUCACGUAAAUGCACAGAAAAGUAAAAAACUAAAUAUAAAGCAAUUUUUGAUAUCUGUCAACGUUUAAGUGUUAUUAAAAAAACUUACAUGCCAUCCCAGCAGUCAACGUUAUAAAUAGGUGAGUGAACUAUUAUUGAGACUCGUAAUUCUGUGUUAAUACUGCAAAACGUUCGAAAAUGGUGCAAAACCUUGUAUGUUCCAUUUCAACUACACAUCCGAGUAAUAUAAGCAUUAGCGGUAGUCUCACUGCAAUGAACGCUCCAACUUCAUCUUCACGUCUAGAAGCUAUCACCUUCCAGGAUAUACCGCUUUCGGCUUUGAGUAAGGGCUCUAGAAAGAAGCUCUCGUAUUUGAUGAAUUCAAAAAAAAUUUUACGAUCUGAAGAAGGCUACGAACGGGAUUGGCGAGGCCUUGCAUUUUUGGCUAAACAAAAGAGUUUGUUCGACGAAAGCAAUAUAAGCAACGAUGAUCCGAUGGAAAUUGUUCUUAAUCUGUGGUGCGCAAAUAGCCCCACAACCGCAACUUUCGCCCAUUUGGAAAAAUAUUUGGGCGUAAUCGACCGUUGGGAUGUUUGCGACGAUAUUUACGACAAUUUGGUUGAGGACACAAGAACAUUCCACAGAAAAAACCAGCAGAUUGAAUCAUCGCUUGACACUGGAGAGUUUUCUGGCGAAGUCGACGUUGAGUUCGGUUAUGGAACUGACCCAAAUAUUUUAACAACUGAUGACGUUAUAAGAGCAAAAAAAGGCUUGCCACUUCAAAGAUAUGAUGCCUUUGUUCUUUAUGCAGAUGCCGACUUAACUUAUGUGACUGAAAUGUUGACGAAAUUGGAGGAUAAUACGGAAUACAAUUUUAAGCUUUGCAUAAAAGAUCGUGAUCUUCUGGCAGGCGUUGCAUUUAAGCAUGUCGCCUUAACACAACUCAUCGAAGAACGCUGUAAAUACUUAAUUGUUAUUUUGACAAACGCUUUUCUUAGUAGUGCGGAAAAUAAAUUCUUUGUGGAUUUCACGCAGGCAUUGCAAAUAGAACAUAAAACACGAAAGAUUAUACCUCUACUGUAUGAGAGUUCUAUAGAUAUACCAAGAACUUUAAAUAUAUACACUCAUUUGCGGUACAGUACGAGUUCAGUGGGAUUUUGUGAUUAUUGGACGAAACUUGCAAAUUCAAUACGAAAUGUUAGUAAAGUAGAAUCUAUUUCAAGAACACCUGCCUUUGGGAGCGAUAUGCACAGCACUCCUGUAACUUACAGCCGGCAGAUGUUAACCGGAUCGCAUGUAAAGCAAUUGCCCUCAUCGCCAGUAGAAAUCCCCAGUAUAAGUCUCAAUGGUUGCGCCAUUUCCACAACUAAUAAUGACCAAAAUCCGAAGAAGGCCGAACAUGCCAAGCUUCGAGCUUUGACGAUGCGGCACAAUAAAAGUAAUAAUGCCUUGAGUGGGCCAUCAUCGGUAUUGCGAAACGCACACUCGACUGGCCAGUUAAACAUGGGCUACGAAGGCGGCAAUAGCGCAGUCAGUAUGUCUAAUAUAUCGGCAACUGGUGAGCAGAAAAGGAAAAGAAAAUGGUCCAAACUUUUAAACAAAGUGUUUUCACGCAGUAACUCCAAUCUGAAACAACAAACAUCUGAAUGACAAAAUUUAACUGGCACAUUGCCUCUUCCAUGCGAUUGCUACUUAAAAUCCUUUAAAACCAUUAGGUGAUAUUUUAUUGUAACCGCACAUAAUUUCUAAAAAUUUUUGAUGUCACAGUUUGCUCUUCAGUCUUGUAACCUACAUACUUUAUAACCGAAUUGCCACUCUAUACUCCAACUCGUGCUAAAAUACAAUACUAUUCAAAUCUACAUCUUUAAUUUGUCCAGUAUUCGUAUUAAGGUAAUGAAGUUGAAAUUAAAUAAAAUAAGGCUGUUGUAAAAUGAAA
Molecule: messenger RNA, 2175 nt
Organism: Stomoxys calcitrans (stable fly)
Lineage: Eukaryota; Metazoa; Arthropoda; Insecta; Diptera; Muscidae
Gene: Myd88
Product: myeloid differentiation primary response protein MyD88
Exons: 6
Coding region: 438-1889 (483 amino acids)
Biological process (GO): positive regulation of canonical NF-kappaB signal transduction; defense response to Gram-positive bacterium; Toll signaling pathway
Cellular component (GO): plasma membrane
Molecular function (GO): Toll-like receptor binding; TIR domain binding
Source: RefSeq, a predicted model, not a curated record